Salvelinus fontinalis (brook trout) is the source of this 6180-nucleotide messenger RNA. It is a transcript of the gene atf6, whose product is annotated as activating transcription factor 6. The coding region runs from base 174 to 2057 and encodes 627 amino acids. The transcript has 16 exons. Gene Ontology annotation, cellular component: nucleus. Gene Ontology annotation, molecular function: RNA polymerase II cis-regulatory region sequence-specific DNA binding; DNA-binding transcription factor activity, RNA polymerase II-specific. The record is from RefSeq and is a predicted model, not a curated record. Lineage: Eukaryota; Metazoa; Chordata; Actinopteri; Salmoniformes; Salmonidae. Gene Ontology annotation, biological process: regulation of transcription by RNA polymerase II; endoplasmic reticulum unfolded protein response.
GAGCCGUAGAUUUACGGUAAAGCAAGACGUGUAUCUUGUUUUCGUAGAACAGGAAGAACAUUUAUCUGUGAAUACGAACCAGCAACAUGUACAGCCGAUGCUAAGCUUUUGACCUAUUAGAAUAAACUAUAACCUAUUUCUUUAAAAUCGGUUACUAAUGUAUUCGAGGAAGGAUGUCGUCCGAGUUAAUGUUAGACUUCGAGACUCAAGAACAAGAAAUGAUGAACAGUGAAACUGGCACCAUGUCCAUCGACCAGGAUGGCGAGUGGGACAUCAGCCUGUUUGACGAGCUGGACAACCUUGGAGAUGCAGACGAACUUCUUCAGGCCUUGGAGUGCGUGGGAUAUGCCGGCGAUGCCCCUGACCUCGACUUUGACAUGGACCUGCCUCCCUGGAGCACUGACACAGAUGGGGAUCUGAGUGUGGACUCUCUCUCUCCUGCCCAUACCAUGAGCUCUGUCACCUCGCCUGCAUCCCGAGAGGCCCUGUCACCUUACUCCAUACAAGAUGAUCUAGCCCUAUCUCCUCAGCCCUCUCCUGCCGUCUCUGUCUGCUCCGAGUCCAGCGGCUUCUCAGAGCCCCCCCUGGCCAAGAGGGCCCCCAAGAGGACCAGUCAGGCCACGCGAGUCAAGCCAGCCCAGGCAGUGAAGAGGCCUAUCCAGCUCACCCCCAAGGUGUCCAUCCAGCCCAGACCAGUUGUAACAGCUGUACCCCAGCACGCCGCGGGCCCUCUCCAGACCAUUAUCAUCCAGCCCCUGCAGACCACCCUGGUGCCUCACCCUGCUGUGGUCAAACCUGCCCCUGUCAGCAUACAGCCAGCGCCACCUAUAGGUGGUCCGUUGGUGCUGUGCCAGCCGGCCCAGGUGCUGCAGAUCCACACGCCACAGGCAGUCACCGGGCACCUGGUUACCAUGCCAACACUGACCCAAGAGAGGCCCGCCCCCAUUGCAGUCACACUCCACAGCCCUGGCUCUGACGAAGAUUCGAAGGUGUCCCAGCGGCAGCAGAGGAUGAUAAAGAACAGGGAGUCAGCGUUUCAGUCCCGUAAGAAGAAGAAGGAGUACCUGCUGACGCUGGAGGUCCGUCUCAAGAUGGCGCUGUCUGAGAACCAGCUGCUCAAGGACGAGAACGGCACCCUGAAGAGACAGCUGGAGGGACUACUGUCAGAGAACACGGUUCUGAAGACCAGUGCUCCUAAGAGGCGGGCCAUUUGUCUCAUGGUUGUGCUGGUGUUCCUCAUGCUCAAUGUUGGACCAAUGAGUUUGUUUGAAGGUGGCCGUGGCUCUAAACUCCAGGCUGGCUCUAUGCACAGCGGCAGACAUCUGCUGGACUUCUCCCAAGAGACAGAGACCCCGGUGGGCCCCGAAUCCCUCCAGACCACCCCUCCGACCCACAGUUCGGAGGAUAAGGCUCUGAUGGUGGUGAAGAAGGAUCCUCUGUUCUUCGGACCUCCUCCUCCCUGUCUGCCGCCUGUCAACAGGACCAAAUGCCUCAGGUUGAACCAUGAGCUGCGAGGCUGGGUCCAUCGACACGAGGUGGAGCGGACCAAGACCAGACGCAUGAGCAACAGCCAACACCGAGCCAACAGGACUAUCCCUAAAGAGGAUAAGAAGGCUGAGGUGUCCCAGGUCCUAACAGUCCAGUACACUGACUCCACAGAGAAGAGCCCAGGUAAUGAGCUGCAGGUGUACUACGCUCCUCACCGCACCUACAACGACUUCUUUGACGAGAUUCAUCGCCGUGGAGACACCUUCUACGUGGUGUCUUUCCGCAGGGAUCACCUUUUACUUCCCGCUACCAGCCACAACAAAGGAAGUAGGCCCAAGAUGUCCGUGGUGUUGCCAGCCAUGAACCUUAAUGACCGUGUGAUCAAGGACAAGGAGUUUGAGGUGAUGAUGCAGAUUGACUGUGAGGUCACAGACACCAGGAUCAUUCACAUCAAGUCCUCCAGUAUCCCACCAUUCCUGCGUGUCAACCGCACCGGCACCCUGUACCCGCCUUCACCUGCGGACAGCGAGGCCACGCCUCCUGUCCAGGUGCUCAUGGGUUCCGCGUAACCUCUGUCAACCAAUCGAAUGGACUCACAAACCCGUUAACUUCCACCAACCAAUUGAAAAGAUGGAACAGCAACAAAGGUCUGUUCUGCUCCACCAGUUUAACAGGUGGAAUAAUAACAGUCUGUUCUGCUCCACCAGUUUAACAGAUGGAAUAACAGUCUGUUCCACCAGUUUAACAGGUGGAAUAACAACAGUCUGUUCUGCUCCACCAGUUUAACAGAUGGAAUAACAGUCUGUUCUGCUCCACUAGUUUAACAGAUGGAAUAACAGUCUGUUCUGCUCCACUAGUUUAACAGAUGGAAUAACAGUCUGUUCUGCUCCACCAGUUUAACAGAUGGAAUAACAGUCUGUUCUGCUCCACCAGUUUAACAGGUGGAAUAACAACAGUCUGUUCUGUUCCACCAGUUUAACAGGUGGAAUAACAACAGUCUGUUCUGCUCCACCAGUUUAACAGAUGGAAUAACAGUCUGUUCUGCUCCACCAGUUUAACAGAUGGAAUAACAGUCUGUUCUGUUCCACCAGUUUAACAGAUGGAAUAACAGUCUGUUCUGCUCCACCAGUUUAACAGGUGGAAUAACAGUCUGUUCUGCUCCACUAGUUUAACAGAUGGAAUAACAGUCUGUUCUGCUCCACUAGUUUAACAGAUGGAAUAACAGUCUGUUCUGCUCCACUAGUUUAACAGAUGGAAUAACAACAGUCUGUUCUGCUCCACCAGUUUAACAGAUGGAAUAACAGUCUGUUCUGCUCCACCAGUUUAACAGGUGGAAUAACAGUCUGUUCUGCUCCACCAGUUUAACAGAUGGAAUAACAGUCUGUUCUGCUCCACCAGUUUAACAGAUGGAAUAACAGUCUGUUCUGCUCCACCAGUUUAACAGGUGGAAUAACAGUCUGUUCUGCUCCACCAGUUUAACAGAUGGAAUAACAGUCUGUUCUGCUCCACCAGUUUAACAGAUGGAAUAACAGUCUGUUCUGCUCCACCAGUUUAACAGGUGGAAUAACAGUCUGUUCUGCUCCACCAGUUUAACAGAUGGAAUAACAGUCUGUUCUGUUCCACCAGUUUAACAGAUGGAAUAACAGUCUGUUCUGCUCCACCAGUUUAACAGAUGGAAUAACAACAGGUCACAUGUUUCUAUUUACCUUGCAUUCUUUUUUUUAAUUUUCUACAGAUCAGAGAGAAUUUUUAAACGAUUAUAUACUCAAAUGUAUUUGACUGAACUUUAGUAUCAGGUUUUCUCCCUUAUCCUUGAUUUGGAUUAUGCAAUACUAAGCUAGCUCAAAUGGUCAGGGUCAGUUAGCCAUUCUGUUUUCAGUCUGGACUGACCAGAGCCAGGCUCUGUGUGUGUCUGGACUGACCACAGCCAGGCUCUGUGUGUGUCUGGACUGACCACAGCCAGGCUCUGUGUGUGUCUGGACUGACCACAGCCAGGCUCUGUGUGUGUCUGGACUGAUUGACUGUGGCCCUACACUCCUCUUACCAGGGUAAUUGCUGAGCAACAGCAGGGGGCCGAGCAUUGAACCCUGAGUCACCCCAACAUAACACAAAUACUUUCACCCCAAGGCUGCCAUGUUGUUCUCUCCCUUUCUUUCUUUCUCUCUCUUUCUCUUCUUCAGUCUCCAUCCCUCACAUCUCUUUUGUUUUAUUGAGGUUUUAUAUAGAAGUAUUUCAUGCUGAUUCAAGUUAUUAUCACCCUCGUCUGAUACCAUUGAAAUGAUUACAGCAAUAGUGGCAUACACUCAGGAAGUAAUGUCAACGUGUUAAAGCUAAAGCUGUCCAACCACUAGAAAGAUGAAAUAUCUUGGUCACCGUUGUUUCUCUGUUUUACGUUUUGUUUUCAAUAUAGUGCAGCUACGAUGAAAAAUUCCUAUUGGAUGUGUUUUUUGUUUUUUUUUACUUCUGUUUGCACUGUGCGAAAAACUUUGGGGAAUGUUAUCCUCUACAGAAAAUGUUAUUUGUUGAAGUGCUAUCCUCUGUUUUUGAAUAGAUGCCACAUCUGUAAUGAAAUGUUGUCAUACCUAAUGAAAGUAUAUAAUAUACAUACAGUAUAUUUCAUUGAUGUGAUAGUUAUUAUUCCCCAAAUAUAUGUUCUAUUUGGGGAUAAAUCAUAUUGUAUAGUGUGACUAUGUCAUUGUAGACGUUUAGUUAGAAGUUUCAUUUGGAGAGAGUGGAUAGUAGUGUGGGUAGUGGAUAGUAGUGUGGGUAGUGGAGAGAGUGGAUAGUAGUGUGGGUAGUGGAGAGAGUGGAUAGUAGUGUGGGUAGUGGAGAGGGUGGAUUGUAGUGUGGGUAGUGGAGAGAGUGGAUUGUAGUGUGGGUAGUGGAGAGGGUGGAUUGUAGUGUGGGUAGUGGAGAGAGUGGAUUGUAGUGUGGGUAGUGGAGAGAGUGGAUAGUAGUGUUGGUAGUGGAGAGAGUGGAUUGUAGUGUGGGUAGUGGAGAGGGUGGAUAGUAGUGUGGGUAGUGGAGAGAGUGGAUUGUAGUGUGGGUAGUGGAGAGAGUGGAUAGUAGUGUGAGUGGAUUGUAGUGUGGGUAGUGGAGAGAGUGGAUAGUAGUGUGGGUAGUGGAGAGAGUGGAUUGUAGUGUGGGUAGUGGAGAGAGUGGAUAGUAGUGUGGGUAGUGGAGAGAGUGGAUAGUAGUGUGGGUAGUGGAGAGAGUGGAUAGUAGUGUGGGUAGUGGAGAGAGUGGAUUGUAGUGUGGGUAGUGGAGAGAGUGGAUUGUAGUGUGGGUAGUGGAGAGAGUGGAUAGUAGUGUGAGUGGAUUGUAGUGUGGGUAGUGGAGAGAGUGGAUAGUAGUGUGGGUAGUGGAGAGAGUGGAUUGUAGUGUGGGUAGUGGAGAGAGUGGAUAGUAGUGUGGGUAGUGGAGAGAGUGGAUAGUAGUGUGGGUAGUGGAGAGAGUGGAUAGUAGUGUUGGUAGUGGAGAGAGUGGAUAGUAGUGUGGGUAAGUGGAGAGAGUGGAUUGUAGUGUGGGUAGUAUGGUGUUGGCUAUUUGAAGGUCAUUGUUUUUUAUUUUAUAUAAGCCCCAGGACUUUUAAUUUCCAUGGACAAAUAGAAAACAUACUUACACAUUGAUGAAUGGACUGUUAGCAGCUGAAAUAUCAGAAAAGAGAUGAGAAAUUAUCUCUAUGAAAUAUCAAUGUGUCACAGUCUUAACGCUCGUCUUUGAAAAAUCCAACCGUUUUUAAAAAAAAGUCAUUUAGAUUCAACCGUUUGGCAAGGAGCAGCAGCGUUUGGAAGACCUAAUCCUAGUGAGUAAAGAGGAGUUCAUGUUGACCCAUGUCAGUUGUCAUAGUGACCCGAGAUGUUAACCCUAACCCGUCUGUCCACUUGGCCUGAUUGCACUUUUAUUGAAGUGCACUUUAACAAAAAUAAACCUUUUCUGUUGGCAGAGGAUCCCAAUGCUCAGAAUAUGGAUGCACGUAUGACUAAGUCGUUUGGAUAAAAGCGUCAGCCAAAUGGUAUAUAUUAUGUGUAUUAUAAUAUUUAGCUUACGGAAAAGAGCGUUUAUAAAAAUAAAAAUAAAAAAAUAUAAAGAAUUAGUUGCCACGGGAACGCUUUGUGAAAUGAUAGGGCAUAAUACUUUUUGUUUUAAACAUUAAAUAGUUUUGCACCAUUGCUAGGCAACCUGCUUGUCUCAAAAGUCUAGAUCUUGAUUCACUCACUUGAUUAACUCACUUCCCAACUGCAUUUGCUAAUGUUAAAAUAGUUUUGAUUUGUAAUACUAUUGUGACUCAGUUUGGUGUAUCCACGCGCGCUGUUCUCUGGCUGGGAGUCCUGAUUUAUAAUAUCCUUUGUACGAUUGCUGGUUCGUUUCAGAAAGCAACAGGAUGAUUUUUCUCCCCCAAAUAUUGUCGUUUAUAAGCAUUGUGUUUGAACGAGUGUUCUGACUAGCGCAACAGCGAUUCAACCUUUAAAUGUGACCCUCUAUCCACUCAUGUCUGUGUUUGUGACCCCAGCAGUUAUAUUGUGCAUUUAUUUGCUUAAAAAACACGUUUUAUUCAGAGUAAUGUCAUUUUGGCUAUGUACCCAUGAUUAUUCAGGGAGCUGAGAGGAAAAUUAUGACAGUUUCCACCUGAUGAAGAUUUUUGUAUAAUAUUGCUAAAUGCAAGUAAAUAAAACACUGGAUGAAACUUUG